This is a messenger RNA of Entrophospora sp. SA101, 141 nucleotides long. The record is from the annotation of a GenBank genome assembly. Lineage: Eukaryota; Fungi; Glomeromycota; Glomeromycetes; Entrophosporales; Entrophosporaceae.
AUGACAAAAACUAAUCAACAAGCUUAUCUUGUAAAAGAACAAACACCAAAAACAUUUGAUAAUAAUGAUUUAAGUUCUAACUCCAAACAAAUGGAAAUUUUGAAAGAGAAAGACAUUUCAAGUUUUCAUAUAAUGAAAUAA